This is a messenger RNA of Symbiodinium natans, 645 nucleotides long. The record is from the annotation of a GenBank genome assembly. NCBI's taxonomy places the organism in Eukaryota, Dinophyceae, Suessiales, Symbiodiniaceae.
AUGGGCCGAAAACAUUGGUACAUUUGUACAUUGGUUCAUUGGUUCUUUGGUUCCAUCUAUGCCACGCAGCAUACGAUGCAUCGAAAACAUCUCGGCCAAAGCCCUGAAUCAGGGACCCGCUGCGGCGAAGUCGGGCUAAGCUCGCGAUCUCGCAAAGUUUCCGAGUAUUUGAGGGGGCUAAUGGCCAUGCUCGUUUGCCGGUGUUUGGUUGGCGAGCCUUACGUCGUCCACGACCCCGGUGAUGCGGUCACCGAAGCCAAAGCACUGGGCAUGGACUGCGUGGUGGGCGACCGUGAGUCCAAGGUGGGCACCUAUCGAGAGUUCAUCUUCUUCGACGAGCGCCAGGUCUACCCGGAGUUCGCUGUCAUCUACCGCCGACAGUAUGAAGUGAGCAAGGUUCCAUCGCUGAUGCGCAAGAAGACCUCUGGAACGACUGGCCGCAACUGGCAGGUUCAGUUGGACAAAGGCUGGACCAAUGUGCCUCCGGACGUGAGCUCGGAGCUGACUCGCGCGGAGAGCAUGGGCGUGAAGCAGGUGGAGCGAAAGAUCGGCGAUUUCACGUACGUCUUCGACUUGGAGAAGAAGCUUCAGCUCAACACGGCCUCCGGGAAGAGCCGCAAGAUUCGGCGGCCCAUGCGCUCGUGA